AUGGCACCCACGCAAUCCGAGCGUACCCCGCUGCUGGGCCAGCAGAGGUCCGGCUCUGUCUCGCGACACCGUCCCAGCUUUGCUGCCAGCAUCGGUCGUCCUGACCUCACCGCCGAGGAAGAAGAUGCCAUCGCACAGGAGUCGGCCUUCAGCGCCAUCCAGGGUGCUGCUCACGGCGUCGACCCCAACUCGUCGGCGUUCGUGCCCCUCGACCAGAGCCACUUCUCCGUCGCCGGCAUCCCUGCUAUCGCGGAGGAGCCCGAAGAGCCCGCUCUUCGUGCCGACAUCUGGGUCAUCAUGGGCGCCAUGUGGAUCGGAUCUUUUCUGGCCGCCCUUGAUGGCACCAUCGUAGCCACAAUUCUGUCUGCUGUCGGCUCUGAGUUCCGCGUCAGUAAGGAGGUCGGCUGGCUGGGUACCAGCUACCUGCUCACCCAGACCGCCUUCCAGCCUCUCUACGGCCGAGCUUCCGACAUCUUCGGCCGCAAGCCCGCUACCCUCUUCGCCUCGGCCAUCUUCCUCAUCGGUUCGCUCCUCUGCGGUCUCAGCCAGACCUUCUGGCAGCUUUGCGCCGCUCGUGCCAUCGCCGGUAUCGGUGGUGGUGGAUUGACCACCAUGGCUACCCUGGUCACGAGCGACCUUGUCAGCCUCAAGGCUCGAGGAACCUGGCAGGGUCUCGGAAACCUUGUUUACGCUACCGGUGCUGCUAUGGGUGGUCCCCUCGGCGGUGCCCUUGCUGACGGCGGUCUCGGCUGGCGAUGGGCCUUCCUGAUCCAGGUGCCCCUCUGCGUCGUCCACUUUGUUGUCGUCUCGUGGAAGAUCGACAUCCCCGCUGGACCUGGUAGCAUGAUCGAGAAGAUCAAGCGCAUCGACGCUCUGGGCUCGCUCUCGCUCGUCACCUCGGUCACGCUCAUCCUUGUCGGUCUCAGCCUGGGCGGCAACGAGCGCGAGUGGUCCGACUCGCUCGUGCUCGGCUCUCUUAUCGGUGGUUUCGCCGUGCUGGUUGUCUUUGUGCUGAUCGAGCGCUACGUCGCUCGCGAGCCGCUGAUGCCCAUGUCGGUGCUCUUCAACCGCACGCCUGGCUUUGUCGCUCUCGCCUGCUGGUUCAUCACCAUGUCUCAGUUCGGUAUCAUUUUCAACGUGCCCAACUACUUUGAGAAUGUCGAGCAGACCGCCAAGUCGUACGCCGGUCUCCACCUCAUCCCCAAUGCCAUUAUUGCAUCGUCCUGCAGUCUUGGUAGUGGUCUCAUGAUGGCUCGCACGGGCAGGUACCGCAAGAUGCUGCUCCUCGGCGGAUUCUUCGGCUUCCUGGGUCCGCUCAUGAUGUGCUUCUGGCACCGCGGCACGAGCGAGUUCUUCUACUGGGCUACCAUGCCUUGGGGUGGUGCCGCUUACGGUUCCAUCCUGACCAUCACCUUGGUUGCUCUGAUCGCUUCCGUCGACCCCAAGGACAUGGCUGCCGCUACGGGUGUCACCUACCUCUUCCGCGCCACGGGCUCCGUCCUCGGUAUCUCGCUGUCCAGCGCUAUCCUGCAGAACAGCCUGCAGAAGAACCUCGAAAAGACCGACAUCCCGCACAAGCUCAUCCAGGCCAUUCGUCAGGAUGUCAGCACCAUCAAGGAGCUCAGCAAGCCUCUGCGCCUGGCUGCUAUCGGCGCGUACGAGCAGUCGAUGCACACUGUCUUCAUCGCCAUCGCCGGUGCUGGUCUGCUGGCUUUCGUUGCUCUCUUCUUCAUCGAGGAGAAGGACCUGCCCGGCAAGAAACCUGCCGCCCCGGCUGCUGCUCCCGCUCGUCGCUAG
Kalmanozyma brasiliensis GHG001 is the source of this 1797-nucleotide messenger RNA. RefSeq names its product Major facilitator superfamily. The coding region runs from base 1 to 1797 and encodes 598 amino acids. Gene Ontology annotation, molecular function: basic amino acid transmembrane transporter activity. The transcript has a single exon. Gene Ontology annotation, biological process: transmembrane transport; basic amino acid transport. NCBI's taxonomy places the organism in Eukaryota, Fungi, Basidiomycota, Ustilaginomycetes, Ustilaginales. The record is from RefSeq and is a predicted model, not a curated record. Gene Ontology annotation, cellular component: fungal-type vacuole membrane.